Messenger RNA from Pogonomyrmex barbatus (red harvester ant), 3288 nucleotides. RefSeq lists its product as uncharacterized. NCBI's taxonomy places the organism in Eukaryota, Metazoa, Arthropoda, Insecta, Hymenoptera, Formicidae. Gene Ontology annotation, cellular component: nucleus. Gene Ontology annotation, molecular function: DNA-binding transcription factor activity, RNA polymerase II-specific; RNA polymerase II cis-regulatory region sequence-specific DNA binding. The record is from RefSeq and is a predicted model, not a curated record. Gene Ontology annotation, biological process: regulation of transcription by RNA polymerase II; epidermal cell differentiation.
AAAAAGAUAUACAAUCUUCUUUUAAUGCGAUUCUCUGGAGGCAGGAACCAGGAAUUUCAGGAAACUAUAGAUCGUUUGGGCGACGCUUAUUGAAAUUGGAAAAUAGUAUUCGUUUUUCUUUCACAAUAGAUCGUGACAAGACCGAUGACGACCGGGCGACGACCCCGGAAUCCCUACGCAGCAGCAGUCCAGCACCAUCCCCAUCGCCGCCGCAGUUAGCGAGCAAUGCUACCAGCCCUCCACCGAGACGGUUCAUAUCCAGCAUCCUCGGCGGCGACGUACCAUACGGCAGCAGACGUCACGUGCUCACCCGGGCGGAGCGAAAGGAGUACAGCAGCCCGCCGAUAGCCUCGGACGAUCCACCACAGUUCCUGUCCAAAUCGGAGAAGAUCGCGUUGCCGAGGCCGCAGACGCCGCCGAAGACACCCCGCGUCGAGCCACCUACCAGGGUCUCGGUUAUCCAGAGGGUGCCGCCGCAAGGUGCCUCCAGGAAGGAAGAGAACAAGAUCGAGAUCGACAGAGUCGAUCCGAUACAAGCGCCCGAGCCGGAGCAGGAGCAGCCCAUAGAUUAUGCAGUGCCGAAGCGGAAGGAGGAAGACGAGGAGAAGUGUCGCGAUGGUGCGAUAGCAUCGCGUAGUCCUAGCAAUUCGAUCGCGAGGUCUCUUCUGGCCGUGAAGCUAUCCGGGUCACAGGUGGUACAGACAUCCGGGGGUCACGGCAGAUCCUCAAACUCGGGCAACAGCGGUUCCUCCGGCAGUGGCGGCGGCGGCGGUACCAGCAAUUCCUCACCCUCAAACGGCGGCGGCGGCAACGGUGGCGGUGGUGGUAGCGGCGGCGGUGGCGGUGCUAUGAUCGGCGGUGGAUGCGGAAGCGGAGCGAUGAUCGGCGGGGGUGGCAGCGGCGGUGGCGGUGCCCUGGGUGGUGGAGCGGGUGCGGGAGGCAUGCCCCCCGGCGGAAAUGGGGGUCGCGGCAACUAUGGGCCCAGUUCACCACCUACGGGGUCUCUACCGCCGUUUUACGAGUCGCUGAAGGGUGGCAACAACAUCGCGAACUUCGCCAAUCAGUACAACAGCUCUCAAGGAAACGCAUACCUCACGCCACUAACGGCGGUCGGAAUCGAAUGCGACACCGGACAGCAAGACAACUCUCAGCACGCACAAUACAACGCACAGGAGGGCAAGCAGUACUCUCUCCUACAGAAUGUUUGCGCGAACGUUUGCGCGUCCUACGGUCUUACGUUCAAGGAGGAGGAGGAGGAGCUGGCGGGCUACAAAAUUCAGCCGAACGACUUGCUGUCCGCGCAAUACGGCGCCUACGAUGUCACCGACACGGGCAUGAUGGUGGACAUGGUGACCGGCACCAUGGUGGUAGAUCCGCUGCAGUUCACCGCGGCGACCUUGACCUUUAACUCGCCGUCCGAUCACACGGCACUCCUCGAGACGCUGAAUGACGCGGCGGACCUUCUGUUGCCCAGGUUGCAGACCGAGGACGGCGGCAGUGAUCUCUUAGAGGAGUCCCUGCACUCGCCCGCCUCGACCGGCAGCAGCGGAAUCGGCCAGGACGCCGGUCAAAUGACCACUCCCGUCGAGCCUAGUGUCGAUCCUUUCCCCGAGCACAGCAUGGCCUUGACCAGAGGCUUUGACACGAGACACUACACGACCCCGCAACACUUCAACGCGUCCAAGCUCGCGGGAUUGAGCUAUGCGGCCGGCGAGACGAGCUACCAGUCGCUUCAGAAGGAACGUCCGGAUCUCGCGUUGCACGUUAAUCAGAACCAUCAGCACCAGCAGGAGCAGCAGCUGCAGAUUCAGGUGCAGCUGCAGCAGCAUCAGCAGAAGCAACAGGCCACGUCGCCGCAUCAGCAACAGCAACAGCAGCAACAGCAUCAGAGUCUUCUGAGCCCCGGAUUGAAUUUCAAUAAUGAUUUAGAACUAAGAACUAAUGCCACGGUUCGGUUCUUUAAUCUCAAUCAAGGUUUAGAAAUAGACUCCGGUAGCAGCGUAGGCGGAAGCCUGCCCAGCCCUGGGACCGCGAGCUGUUCCCUGGACGGCGCCUCGACCGGCACCUCGCCAUCGUGCGGACUGGGAGAACACGCGCACAGCCCGGUUGUGUCACCCACCACGGUCGCAGCUCAAGCCGCCGGAACGGUUAACGAACCACCGCUCUCGCAACGGGUCGGUGUACUUCAACAAAGGCUGGGUUUACCGAGCGACUGUCAGCUAGAAUUUGUUAACGGUGGUCACGGCAUAAAAAAUCCUCUAGCCAUCGAGGGUCAGAGGCAAGCGGCAGCUAAUCGAGAUGAGGAGAGAACAAAUCGUACUCCGCCUGGCAAGGACGACGAUCCCAAUCGUUUUACCUGUCGCGUGUGCAGCAAGAACUUCAGCCUUCAGCGGCUUCUCAAUCGUCACAUGAAGUGUCAUAGUGACGUGAAGCGUUAUUUGUGUACAUUCUGCGGGAAAGGCUUCAACGAUACGUUCGAUCUCAAGAGGCAUACGCGGACGCACACGGGCGUGCGACCCUACAAAUGCUUCCUCUGCGAGAAAAGUUUCACGCAACGGUGCUCACUGGAGAGUCACGGUCAAAAGGUUCACGGCGUUCAACAUCAAUACGCCUAUAAGGAACGACGCGCUAAGAUGUACGUUUGCGAGGAAUGCGGACAUACGACGCACGAGCCGGAGGUGCAUUAUCUUCACCUGAAGGAGCAGCAUCCCUACAGCCCGGCGCUGCUGAAGUUCUACGACAAGCGGCACUUCAAGUUCACCAAUAGUAACUUCGCCAAUAUGUUGCUCCAGGGUGGCCUCUUACAACGGGACUCACGGAAUACGGACAGCUGCGGCCUCGCGGAGCGACGAGAGACGGCCUCAAAGGGCGGCGACGCGGCUCAUCAACAGACCACGACCAGCUUCUAAAUCAAUCGAGAACGAGAAUCCGGAUGAAAGAGAAAGAGAGAGAACGAGAGAGUGAAAGAAUAAGAAAGAGAGAGAAAAGGGGGAAAGAAAGAGAGAUGCCGAUCGAUCACGCGUUCGUUCUUCAAUCAGGCUGAUGAAGGGACGUCUCGCGCGUUAAGUACCUGCAGGUGGCUCCCAUUGCGGUGACACUGAUGAAUGAACAAACAUCGAAGUUCGACGACAGGAUCCGAUUGAGGGAUCGCACGGGAUCUGUGACCAAUUAAUUCCUGCCGUCUUAAAUUCAGGGGAUAGAGGAGGCAGAGGACCGGGGAUCGCCAGAGGCGAAUAGAGAAAUAAGAGUAAGGAAAGAUCUUCGCGUGCAGCUACAACAAUCGCAAAA